CGCUCUUCCGGCAUCCGGCCCACGUGACCCAAACAGCGGCCUCGCGCUUCCGGUUUUGCCCGCCUGCCUUUCCUCCCUCUUUUCCUCGCCCGCCGCUUCCCGCUUCUUCGCCGGAGCCGCCGAAUUUGCUGGCCGCGACGGUGCGAAAAAGGCAGCAUGAUGGAAAACACGGCCCUGGAAAGUUUGAUCGAGAUGGGCUUCCCGCAGAACCGAGCAGAGAAGGCGCUCGCUCUGACCGGCAAUCAGGGUAUCGAACAAGCCAUGGAUUGGUUGGUGGAACAUGAGAACGAUCCCAAUCUGAAUGAACCCUUCGCCGCCCCUCAAGGCCCCGUUCCGGAUGCCGAGGAAUCCCCCAAAGGACCGACGCCGGAUUCGGAGCAAGGGGGAUCAGGAGAGGUGGCUGAAGGAGAGACACAGCGUCCCCUGACGGAAGAGGAAAAGCAGGAACAGACGAAAAGGAUGAUGGAGCUGAUCUACCAGAAGCAGAAGGAGCGCGAAGAGCGGGAGAAGCGGGAGACGAUCGAGCGGGAGAAGCAGCGCCGGAAACAAGGGCAGGAGCUGCUGCUCAUCCGCCAGAAGCUGCAGGAGGACGAGAUGAAGAAGCUGGCCGAGGAGAGGCGGAGGGAGAAGCUGGAGGAGAAGCUGGCCAAGCAGCGAGUGCGGGAGAAGAUUGAACGCGACAAGGCCGAGCGAGCCAAGAAGUUCGGCUGCAGUAGCGCCACCCAGGCCUCCCCCCUGCCCGACCAGAUGGAGCCCGUGCUAAUCUCCUCCCCCAGCCAGGAGUUCCCCGUCAAGCGAGAAUACGACCAGUGCAAGAUUCAGGUGAGACUCCUGGAUGGCACCUCUCUGACUCACACCUUCAAAGCCAAGGAACAACUGGCAGCCGUGCGGCUGUACGUGGAGCUGAACCGCAAAGAUGGCGGCGAAGAUCCUUUUCACCUCCUGACGAGUUUCCCCCGGCGGGUUUUCACUGAGGAAGACAUGGAAAAGCCCCUGCAGGAGUUGGGCUUGGUGCCUUCCGCUGUGUUGAUAGUGGCCAAGAAGGGGAACAGCUGAGUGGCGCUCUCUUCGCUUGUGGACGGUCGGUUGUGGCUUUCCCUCCUUCGCGCCGGUUGUUGGAGGCUGACCUAGCCCUGUAGUUACUGGGUGCCACCCUAGCGCACCAGCUCCCCCCUCCUUCCCUCCCCCCAGAGACUCUGAAACAGCAGCCCUUUAACCCAGGGGUACCAAAACAAGACAUUAUGUGGGUAGAAGAAUUGGAGAGGAGCCAGCGUUUGCAACUGGAUACCCCCCCAAGGCCAGCCCCGAAUAAAACCUCUUCACCCUGGUG
Pantherophis guttatus is the source of this 1330-nucleotide messenger RNA. The record is from RefSeq and is a predicted model, not a curated record. NCBI's taxonomy places the organism in Eukaryota, Metazoa, Chordata, Lepidosauria, Squamata, Colubridae.